Messenger RNA from Fopius arisanus, 3190 nucleotides. It is a transcript of the gene Hsepi, whose product is annotated as D-glucuronyl C5-epimerase. The record is from RefSeq and is a predicted model, not a curated record. The transcript is spliced from 2 exons. NCBI's taxonomy places the organism in Eukaryota, Metazoa, Arthropoda, Insecta, Hymenoptera, Braconidae. Gene Ontology annotation, cellular component: Golgi apparatus. Gene Ontology annotation, biological process: heparan sulfate proteoglycan biosynthetic process. Gene Ontology annotation, molecular function: heparosan-N-sulfate-glucuronate 5-epimerase activity. The coding region runs from base 152 to 1855 and encodes 567 amino acids.
UGUGGACUUUUCGUUCGUUGACUUGAUGAUCAGCUGUGUUGAUGUUGAGGUGAUAAACGGAGGAAUCAACGUUUUAUCAAGGGACUAAUGGAGUCCUUUGAAAAAUGAAAAUGUGAGACGAGUGGAGACUGCCACGACAUCAUCCACUGCCAUGUUUUACAUGAUGAUGAGGAUCAACUUCAAGACGAUCCUGGUUAUUCUGGUGGUGGCCGUUUUGAGUUCGAUUCUGACGUCCUGGAAUGGAUGUGGCACUGGGUAUUUCUUCAGGAGUGGACACCACCACCGGGAUCGUCUUGCCAAUGUUGAGCCAGGCUAUCAAGAAAUAGACUGCAAUAUCAAUGGUGGAUACUUGAUAAGUUGUCGUCGUGAGGGAGAUGAAGUUUACAUUCCCUUUUCCUUCAUCCACAAGUACUUCGAGAUAUACGGAAAAUUGGUGACGUACGAUGGUUUGGAGCGUUUCGAGUGGUUGCACAGUUACUCGAAGAUCGUUUCACCAAAGGGUCGAUAUGAUCCUCGAGGUGUCUUCAUGACCUUCGAGAAUUACAACGUAGAAGUGCGUGAGCGAGUGAAAUGCGUGACUGGUCUCGACGGUGUUCCAAUGUCAACCCAAUGGGAGAGCCAGGGUUACUACUACCCAACGCAAAUAGCACAAUUCGGUUUAUCCCAUUACAGUAAAAAUCUGACAGAGCCCGAGCCCCACCGGAAGAUCCUCGAGGACGGUGAUAAAAUAAAACAGGACUGGCUGGUUCCCCAGGGCUCAGUGAUGUCACGUCCCUACGACGUCCAGACCAAUUCCUACGUGUUAAAAUACGCCUCCCCCGAGACAAGCACCUCAGGUAUAUCCCUGAGCCUCGACCACGUCCUGUCGUUCGUCCUGAAGCUUGACCUCAGCAUCAAGGACAAUGGGAGCAUCACAGUCCUCAUGCAGCAUCGAGAAAAGAGAGACUUCUACCAUUUGCACUACACCACCACGAAUAUUCCCCUCCAGUCCCUCAAUAAUCACAUCUACUACGGCAUUGGCAGCACCAAUAAUCUCUGGAGAAGACUCACUAGAGAUCUCGUCGUUGAUCUGCAGAAAGGAUUGAGCUUCAAUGACAAGGGAAAAUCGAAGAAGCUGUCGAGGUCGAAGCUGAAGCUCUUAAAAAUAAUUUUGAAUGGCUCUGGGAAGAUUGAUAAUGUCAGUCUUUCAACCAGUGAACAUAUGGAGCAGUUUUAUGACUCUGCCAAGUGGUUUGUGGCCAAUCAGAAUGUCUCAUCUGGAGGAUGGGCUAAUCCAGUUAGGAGAAAAGUAGCUAAUGGCAUGGGUACGCUGGAUCCUGGAUGGUACUCUGCCAUGGGACAGGGACAUGGAAUUUCUGUACUCUCCAGGGCUUAUUAUCAUUCUGGUGAGGAGAGGUAUCUUCAGGCUGCUGUCAGGGCCCUGAAACCCUUCAGGAUUGCUUCCAGCAGGGGUGGAGUGGAGGCGAUGUUUUUGGAUAAAUUUGUUUGGUAUGAGGAAUAUCCCACUACACCCUCUUCUUUUAUUCUCAAUGGAUUCAUAUACUCGCUUGUUGGGCUUUAUGAUCUCAAGACUAUUGCCUCGGGUAAGGAUUCUCUUGAGGCUCAGGAACUUUUUGAUAAGGGCAUGCUCUCAUUGAAGAAUAUGCUCACAUUAUUUGAUACUGGCUAUGGUACUACUUAUGAUCUCAGGCAUUUCACACUCAAAACUGCUCCCAAUGUUGCCAGGUGGGAUUAUCAUUCGACUCAUAUCAAUCAGCUAUUGCUACUUAGUACUGUUGACAGUGAUCAGGUCUUUGGAAUCACUGCUGAGAGAUGGAUUGGCUACAUGAAUGGAAAAAGAGCCGCUCAUAAUUGAAAUGGGGAGAAAAAAAAUGGAAAUUUUCAAUUCAUUUUCUGAAAAAUCUUUCAACCUUUUCGGGGACUUUAAAAUUAAUAUUAAAUUUAUUGAAAUCCGUUUUCCUGGCAAUAGACAGGGGAAUUGAGCAAUUUUUUAAGAUUGUACAUUGUUCUGUCUUGUUUGACGUGUGUGACAGGUGGUUAUCUCUUUUUUUUUAUUAUUAUUUUAUGUUUAAUAUUUCGGGUUGAAUAAUUUUGACUGAGUUUUCUAGAUUUUCAGGGGUCAGUGAUUUUUAAUUCCUUUAAGAGUCCAGUGAAAUGAAGAUAUUAUUUAUAAAUGAAAUAUUACCGGUGAAGAACAAUUGUCAAAUGAUUUUUCAUUGUGAAAUUCUGUAAAAAUGGGACAGAGCGCAUAUUUCAGAAUUUUUCUCGACAGUAAGAGCUCAAAAACAAAUUGACCAAUUGAGUUCACUCCUCAAAUGGAACGAGUCGUUCAAUUUUCACAAUUAAAACUAGACCAAUAAUCGAGGGAGAUUUAAAUACCGGUGAAAAAUGGUUUUUGCACCUAAUCGAGAAGUCAAAGGUGAAACAUUAAUACUUAGUCCUACCUCUAAUCCUUCAAAUGAAAUGUCAAUUUGAAUGGAGAAUCGGAUUUUCAUCGAAUGUUUUUGUAAUAAUGGUGUCACCAAUUUUCUAGAGUCCUCAGUCCAUUUAUUUUUUAUUCACACCAGCAAAUAGAUUAAAAUUAAAUGGCACGCUAAUCGUCGGAAUGAGUGACUUUAAAUCAAAUAUUUCGUACUGCGAAUAGUUCAACAGGGUAGAAAAAUAGAUUGUACGAGUGUCUUUAAUUCCUUCUCCCCUUUUUCAAUGAUUUAUUUUAAUCUUAACAUUCCAUUUGUUUUGUACAAAGAGAUGAAUAGUAUUUACUUAAGUUUUCUGGAAUGAUUGGGACAGAAAAAUUGAGAGACUUCAUUUUUUAUAAUUUUUGGGGAGCUUUCAUAAUUCUUUUGGCCAUUGGCGGAUGACAAUUAUCUCAGAAUGAGAAAUUGAAAUUGAAUUUAGUCGAAUAAAAAUAGAUACCUCCCUUUUAUGACGUACGACAAUACUGUAGGAUGAGAGAAUAGAAUACAUUAUUUAUGCCACUCCACGAUUAAAUAAUUAUGUAGUCCAUUGACUUUUGUGGACGGCGAAAAUUUUGUAGAGAAUGAUAUCUGAAGAAAAAUUCUUGUUCAUUGGGGAAAAAAAAUUUAUCUUCGGGAAAAUCUGAGGAAAAUUCAUCUGCACUGGAAUUUUUCUCGGUUUCGCAAUUUUUUUUUCGUGGAUAAAUGAGAAAAUCGUGCGAAAGGAUGAUUUU